Molecule: messenger RNA, 9967 nt
Organism: Lingula anatina
Lineage: Eukaryota; Metazoa; Brachiopoda; Lingulata; Lingulida; Lingulidae
Product: cytoplasmic dynein 2 heavy chain 1
Biological process (GO): microtubule-based movement
Cellular component (GO): axonemal dynein complex
Molecular function (GO): dynein light intermediate chain binding; dynein intermediate chain binding; ATP hydrolysis activity
Source: RefSeq, a predicted model, not a curated record
GAUUCAAGUAUAAAAUCACACAACAACCAUAAUGCCUGCAGUGGACUCGAGAAAAGAUUUUAUUCUUGCCACCACUGGAAAUUACUUUGGUAUCAGCCCAGCAGAUGGCAGCAUUGCAGAUCUCCAUAACUCCUCAGAACUGAACAGUUUCUUGGAUGAUGGGAAUGUCAACAUUCUGGCUGCAAGAAUUGAGACAAAGGCUGGAGGAAAAGAAGUCAAUUUUUGUAAUAGGGUUGAGCCAAGUGACACCAAUGAGAAAGUGAUAGUUUUCUUUAAGAUCAAGCCUGAUGUGAUCACCCCAGACAACAUUCACAGAGAUGUGUUUGUCUCCUCCAUGUUGGACUCUCCUGUCAGUGCACUGUAUCACGCUGUGCAGAAAGUUUUUGCUCCACUGCUGUUGAAGGAUGAGAAGUGGAGUAAAAGUUUUGACCCUAAACUCCAGAGCCUUCUCAGUGAGCUGGAGGCUGGGCUGGGUAGUGUGAUCAGGAAACAAGAUGCUUCAUAUUCUGGAAGGCAAGGGGACACGGAUGAGGAUAAUUUAGGAGGAAUCCUGACACCAUCAGAUGAAUUCCAGUUCUGGUCAGAAGUGGCCAUGUCAGGAGCCAAACUCGUGAUCAAGGAAAGAGCACAGGGCUUUCAGGAAAUGUUUCAACCAAUCUCCAAGGACUUUGCCAGCCUUGAUUCCAUGGCAUUACCUGAGUGUCUUGAGUUGGUUGAGCUGACCCAGGACACAUUGGAUGAAGUUUGGAAGCAGACGGAGCAUGAUCCUCCAUAUAAAGAGUCAAGGAUGAGGCACCUCAUGGAUGUCAUUGGAGGGGCACUUGGGCGUUACAUUCAAAGAAAACUGGCUCAAGAGGAUAUAUGGAAGGGGCAGUUCAGUAAAGUCAAAGAGAAACUAAGAGCUGGAUUGUCUGUCUGUGAGCGCUGGACAUCGGCAUGUGAAACUCUGACAGUGCAGUUUUGGAAACGUUAUGGUCCCCAUCCCUGGAAAGGCGACAAGUUUGUUCCAGAGAAUCUUACCCAGCUGGCUGCCAGACUGGAGGAGAUUACUACACUUCGUACAGUGCAUGAACAGCUUGUCCGUCUUCUCUCUCCUCAAGAGCAAGAGGAACUCCGUACAGCAGCUGCAUUCAGUUCUUUUGCUGGGCUGAACCCCCUGCAGUACAACCCAUAUACUCAGCCAUUAUGGAAAGCUGCCGUGGCACAGUACGAGAGAGCUAUGGCGCCAGCAGAACAGAGGAUUGCUGGGAAGCUGAGGUCACAGUUUCGUAGCAUGCAAGCUAACUCUCAGCAGUUACUGAGAGAGUUCCAGAGAUACAAGGAACUGAUCAAGAGACCAAGCAUCAGUAAAGAAAUGGUGGCAGAGAGGGAGACCCUGCUAGGUCAAUUGACAGUGUUUAUCAAGCAAAUCAGGGAUGACUUCACCCAGAGGACAUCAGGAGACAAGGCCCCACCCAAGGGAAAGAACAUGCCUGAGGUUGUCAACUGUAUUGUGUGGGUCAGACAGCUGGAGGCAAAGGUGGAGGAAACUAACAUCAUUGCCGAGGCACUACUGGGAGACCUGUCAGGCUUUCAUAAUUUCCGCAAGGAUCUCUGCGAUCUUCUUGACGAAUUAAGAAGCUGGCGUCAGGAUCAGUUUGAUGAGUGGUCCCGGGACAUGCAGUCACAGAUCGAGGAUUCUGGGAAACCUCUCAGUCUAGAGACCAGUGGCCAGUUAAUGGAACUGUCCCAUUCAGAUGGCAAGCUGCACGUCAACUACAGUGAACGUCUGGUGACCCUGCUGCGAGAAGUGCGUCAGUUAUCAUCCCUGGGGUUUGCCAUUCCAGCCAAGAUCCAGCACACUGCUGCCACUGCUCAGAAAUUCUAUCAUCAUGCUGUUAUUUUGAAGCAGGUUGCCCAUUUCUACAACACCAUAGACCAACAGAUGAUCCCAAGCCAGCAGUCCAUGAUGUUGGAGUCAGCCCUGGCUUUUGAGAAGAUCAUCAAAAAUCCAAAGUCAGGAGCCAAAGUGAAGGGGGACUCCGUGCAGAUCACUUGGGACAACCCAGAGGAGCUGGAGUCGUAUAUCCAGAAGCUACAGGCUGCAGCGGACAGGUUGACCUCAGAGAAUAGGAGACUGAGGAAAUCACACAACAUUGUCUGUGAAAAGGUUGUCCAGUUGAUGAGUACUGACCUGUUGAGGCAUCAGCAGAGGUGGAAGGAUGGACUGAUGGACAUACGGCACCUGAUGGCCAACUUAGUGCAACAGGGUUUUUCAGCCAGUAACAUGACUCCAUGGAAGGCUCACUGGGACAGGCAGCUGUACAAGGCUCUGGAACACCAAUGCCAGAUGGGGCUAGAGGCUCUCAAUGAAAACUUACCAGAAAUUGUGGUAGAGCUCACAUAUAGACAACAGCGUCUCCAGUUCAAACCUCCAUUUGAGGAGAUCAAGGCAAAGUACUUCAGAGAGAUGAAGAAAUUCAUUGGUAUCCCCAACCACUUUAAGGGGGUGGGAGAUGCCACUGAACACCUCAUCUUCCCUACCAUCAUUGAUAGAAACGCGGAUGGAUUUAUCACAUGUUACAAGAAAGCUGGUUUAUUGUUCAAAAGACUGGCGGCUGUGCAGGAAAUGUUCAAGGACUGGGUGGUAUGCGGUGGAGUUGAUCUGGAUCAGUUUGUAUAUGAUAACCUGGUGGAGCUCAGAGACUGGGAGCAGAACUUUAAAGCUUUAAAGAUCAGAGGAAGGGAUGCAGAGAAGUUGCCGAGCCAAAUCAAGGUAGACUGUAUCACAGUGAACACCAACCCUGUGAAGUCCAGCAUAGAUGACCACAUCCAGCGUCUGUUUGAUGCUCUGCUGAGUUCCCUACGUAAGGCCAUCCAUAAUGACAUCAGCACAAUUGAUACAUUCCUCACCACAGCCAUGGAGACCCUGGCCCAGAGACCACAGACAGUGGAGGAGAUUGGAACUGCUAAUGCCAAACAUUCAGAGUUUGCUAAACAGAAGAAAGAGAUCCAGCCCCUGUUUUCCAAGGGUGAGAGUAAGAACAAGUUGCUGAGGACAGUGGCAGGAGGAGGCGUGGAGCAGUUUGGAAACCUGCAGGCAAGGUGGGACAAGUUUGAACUCAUGAUGGAGAGUUUCCAACUGAUGGUCAAGGAGCAGGUUGAGGUGAUGAAGAGUAAUGUGGAAUCCAGAAUCAAGGCGUUUGAGCAGGAACUGGAGAAAUUCGGCUCUCGUUGGCACCAGCUGAAACCAGGGGAUGACGCCCUGGACGGAGACCAGCAGAAAUGUAUGGCGGCUGUGGAGUCCAUUAAAGAGCGUAAAGCAGAGUUCACAGAACUGGAAAAUACUAUGAAGACUCUGCAAACUGACUGUGAGCACUUUGACAUGGAGAUGCCAGAGUUCCCGUAUGCUGCAGAGAUAGCAGAGGAUGUGAACAAAUAUGAGAGUAUGUGGGGGCUGUAUGAGGAGUUCAACAAUGGGCUGCAGGAGCUCUGCAAGGAGGACUGGAUUUCUUUUAGGAGUAAAGCAUAUAUGUUUGAGGAGUUUCUUGCUGGGUGGUAUGAGAAGUUGAAGUCAGAGGACCCCACCACAAUGACAGUUAGACUGCAGAAGGAUAUUGACAAGUACAAAAAUGUGUUACCAGUACUGAAGUGGGUGCGUGGAGAGCCUCUGUCACAGGACCACUGGCUGGAACUGUUCCGCAUGCUAGGGAUGCCCAAAGGAACCACACUGGAGAAGUUGACGUUUGGUGAUAUUCUCAGUUCUUCUGAUGCCAUUAUCAUCAAUGCUACUGCCUUGAAAGAAUUAAACCAGCGUGCCCAGGGUGAAGUGACCAUUAGGGAGGCCAUCAGGGAGCUUGACCUGUGGGGGGCAGGGGCAGUGUUUGCUCUCACAGACUACCAGGACAGUGGCAGUAAUAAGAUCAUGCUCAUUAAGGACUGGAAGGACUUGGUCAACGCGGUUGGAGACAACCAGUGCCUGCUGCAGUCCCUGAAGGACUCCCCAUACUACAAGAGUUUUGAAGACAAGGCCACAGUGUGGGAGACACGGCUGGCAGACCUGGACGAGUAUUUACAUAACCUGAACCAGAUCCAGAGGAAGUGGGUCUACCUGGAGCCCAUCUUUGGCCGAGGGGCGCUGCCUAAGGAACAGGGGAGGUUUAAGAGGGUGGAUGAUGAUUUCAGGGCUAUCAUGUAUGAUGUUGCCCGUGACAACCGUGUGUUGUCCCUGGUGGGUAAGGUUGGACUGAGGAACCAGUUGGUUACCAUGCUGGAUCAGCUACAGAGAUGCCAGAAAUCACUCAAUGAAUUUCUGGAGGAAAAACGCUCCAUCUUCCCAAGAUUCUAUUUCAUCGGUGAUGAUGAUCUUCUGGAAAUCCUGGGCCAGGCCACCAACCCAGAGGUGAUCCAGACACACCUGAAGAAACUGUUUGCUGGGAUUCACAGCGUGAACUUUGACGAUGGCUGCAAACACAUUGUGGCUAUGAAGUCUUUGGAAGGAGAAGUGGUGCCUCUGAAGAAGAAAGUUCAAAUUACCCCAGAGGUUGAGGUUUGGCUGGGAUAUUUGGCAGAAGAAAUGAAGAAUACAUUAAAGCAGUUGUUGACAGAGUGUCUCAAGGACAGCAAGGCAGGAGGACAAGGAGGACUGGACCCUAACAAAUAUCCUUCACAGAUCCUUUGUGCAGCAGAACAGAUCAACUUCACAGAGCAAUGUGAGGAGGCCAUCAAAACCAGCAGCCUGCAAGAGUUCAACAUAGAAAUGGAGAACAAACUGGAAUCUUACACUGGGGUCGACCUUAGUGCAGCAGGGAGUGAUGUGGGUGUAUAUGUACUUGAACUGAAGCUGAAGGCUUUGAUCCUGGACACCAUCCACUCUAUUGAUGUGAUACAGCAACUGGUUGAAGCUAAAACAAGGAAUUUGGAAGACUGGCAGUGGCAGAAACAGCUUAGAUACUACACACGCAGGGAUGGUAUAUGUGUGAUGCGUAUGGUGGAUGCGGAGUUUGAGUACACCUACGAGUACCAAGGCAAUGCAGCCAAGCUUGUCCACACCCCUCUCACAGACAAGUGCUACCUGACUCUGACACAAGGUAUGCACCUUGGUCUUGGUGGUAACCCAUAUGGUCCUGCUGGUACAGGAAAGACAGAGUCUGUCAAAGCUCUUGGAGGGCUGUUUGGGAGGCAGGUCCUGGUCUUCAACUGUGACGAGGGCAUUGAUGUGAAAUCUAUGGGCAGAAUCUUCAUAGGUCUGGUGAAGUGUGGAGCCUGGGGCUGCUUUGAUGAGUUCAACAGACUGGAGGAGGCUGUGCUGUCUGCCAUCUCUAUACAGAUCCAGAUCAUUCAGGACGCCAUCAAGGAAAAGAAGCCCACGGCAGAACUGCUGGGGAGAAAUGUGGACAUUGACUUUAACUCUGGCAUCUUCAUCACACUCAACCCUGCAGGGAAGGGAUACGGAGGAAGACAGAAGUUGCCUGACAACUUGAAGCAGCUUUUCCGUCCCGUUGCUAUGGCCAGACCAGACAAUGAGCUUAUUGCAGAGGUGAUCCUGUUUUCUGAAGGGUUCAAGCAUGCCAAGAGUCUGGGGAGAAAACUGGUGGCCGUAUUUAACCUUUCCAAAGAGCUGUUGACGCCCCAGCAGCACUAUGACUGGGGGUUGAGAGCACUGAAGACUAUUCUCAAGGGCUGCGGCAACCUGUUACAGACAGCAAAGAAAAAUCUACAGGAGGGAGAAAAAAUCACGGAUGCCAUUGAAGCCAAGCUGGUAGUGCAGGCACUAAGGAUCAACACGUUGUCUAAGCUGACCUUCUCUGACAGCAUCAGGUUUAACUCCUUGUUGAAGGAUGUUUUCCCAGGCACAGAGUUUAAGGACAUCGAGUAUGAGAACUUGGCACAGGCCAUCAGGGAGGUCUGUAAGGAGAGGAACCUUGUCGUUAACGAGAGUCAGGUGAAGAAAGCCCUGGAGUUAUACGAGCAGUUACGUCAGAGGAUGGGUGUGGUGGUGGUAGGCCCCAGUGGGUCUGGGAAGUCCACUCUGUGGAGAGUGCUCAAGGAGGCCAUGUUGAAGUGUGGUCAAGUGGUGAAACAGUACACUAUGAACCCCAAGGCUAUACCAAGAACACAGUUGCUGGGUCAUAUAGACAUGGACACCCGUGAGUGGACAGAUGGGGUGUUAACAUACAGUGCCCGUCAAGUUGUAAGAGAGCCACAGGAAAUCCAGUCCUGGAUUAUUUGUGAUGGUGACAUAGACCCAGAAUGGAUCGAGUCCUUGAACUCUGUCCUUGAUGACAACCGACUGCUAACAAUGCCCUCUGGUGAGCGUAUCCAGUUUGGGCCAAAUGUGAACUUCCUGUUCGAGACCCAUGACCUUAGCUGUGCAUCACCUGCCACCAUCUCUAGGAUGGGAAUGAUAUUUUUGAGUGAUGAGGACACAGACAUCAAGGCCUUCAUCACCUCCUGGAUGAACACACUACCAGAGGCUGAGCAGAAGACACUGGCUGGGUGGAUAGAAGACUACUUCUAUAAGGGAAUGGACUGGGUACUCAAACAGGGUGACUUUGUGGUGGAGACUACCCUGGUGGGUGUGGUCAUGAAUGGGCUGUCCCAUCUCCAUGGCGUCCAGGACAAGACCCACUUUGCUGUCUCUCUCAUCAGAGGACUGGGAGGCAACCUCAGCGAGGCCACAAGAGAGGCUUUUGCUAAGGAGGUAUUUGCCUGGACCCACGAGACCCCCCCUGACCCACGGCGCCCCCUGGACACCUACUAUGACCCCAGCAGUGGACGCCUCAUGUCAUACUCUGUGGAGCUACGAGAUGAUCUGACAGCUGACAACUUCACCAGUUCCGCCAACCUUCCUGUAAUCAAGACAGGGGAUAUACAGAGAGGUCUGGACUACUUCGCUCCCUGGCUCAGUGCUGAGAACAAGCAGCCAUUUAUAUUGGUGGGACCUGAGGGGUGUGGGAAAGGGAUGUUGCUGAAGUACUGCUUUGAACAGCUGCGGUCCACCCAGAUAGCCACCGUCCACUGUAGUGCCCAGACCAACCCCACCCAUGUGCUACAGAAGCUGAACCAAUCCUGUAUGGUGAUAAGUACCAACACUGGCCGUGUCUACAGGCCCAAGGACUGCGAGAGAUUGGUUCUCUUCUUGAAGGACCUCAACUUACCCAAACCUGACAAGUGGGGAACUAGUCAGCUCAUUGCAUUUUUGCAGCAGGUAUUGACCUACAAUGGGUUUUAUGACAGCAACCUGGAGUGGGUUGGUCUGGAGGGAGUACAGAUAGUAGCCAGCAUGAAUGGAGGGAGCACACUGGGACGUCAUCAACUGUCCACCAGGUUUACCUCUGUGGUCAGGAUAUGUGCCAUUGGUUACCCCGAGAGAGAGCAGUUACAGGCUAUCUACAGUGCUUACCUGAAGCCUGUACUCCACAAACAGCUGUCCAGACACCCUGUAUGGGGUAAUCCAGCUAAGGUCCAUGCCCUGGCUGGCUCUAUGGUACAAGUUUAUGAACAGUUACGAGGCAAGUUUUCGGUGGAUGACUACAGCCAUUACUUAUUCACGCCGCGUGAUCUAACUCGCUGGGUUCUGGGUCUGCUACGCUAUGACAUGAUUGCCAGUGACACCAGUGUGAACCCAGUACUUGAAGUGUGGGUUAAUGAGGCCAGGCGGCUGUUCAGAGACAAGAUAGUGGGUGUGGAUGGACUGAGUAGGUUUGAUAAUAUCCUCAUGUCGGCUGUCCAGGGAGAUUGGGGCGUCAGCGGUAUGGAGGGGAUUGAAGGCAACUACUAUGUGACUUGGGGUGGUCACCAUGAUGCCUCCGCCCCUGCUGUGGCCCCUGGGGCUCCCCUGCCACCCACGGGGAAACCCUUGGGGAAACUGAGCGGGGACGACUUCAAGAGUGUUAUACAGAAAGGACUUUUGCAAUACUCUCGAGAGAACAGAGAUUUGAAUGUGAUCAUCUUCAAGGAGGUCCUUGACCACAUGGCAAGACUGGACAGAGCUUUAAGCACGCCAGGUGGGUCACUGCUGAUGGCGGGCCGGAGUGGUGUGGGCAGGCGGUCAGCAGUCACUCUGAUCUCAUUCAUGCAUCAACUGGAGCUGUUCUCACCUAAAGUGGCCAGAGGAUACGGGCUGAAGCAGUUUAAGACUGAUUUGAAAACGGUGAUGCAGAAGACAGGUAUAGAUGAUGAGCAGGUGGUGUUACUCCUGGAGGACAAUCAGCUGGUGCACCCUGCCUUCCUGGAGCUCAUCAACAGCCUGCUCUCAGCAGGAGAGGUACCUGGCCUCUACACCCCUGAGGAGCUGGAUCCCCUCCUGGCACCCCUCAGAGACACGGCAUCAGAGGCCGGGUACAGGGGGCCACUGCAUGGGUACUUUGCAUCACGUAUCCAGGCCAACCUCCAUGUGGUUCUCAUCAUGGACUGUACCAAUGCUAACUUCAGCAUGAACUGCCAGAGUAACCCGGCCUUCUACAAGCAGUGCAGUGUCCAGUGGAUGGAUGGCUGGAGCAGGGAGUCCAUGGUCAAGCUGCCCCACCUCCUUCUCACACAAGGACCAAAGAUGGAGGGCUCCUCCAUGUCUGAACCCAAGGAAAGAAAAAGAAAGUUGUCUGGUGGGGAUGAGUUACUGAAAAGUUUCCUCCACAUCCACGAGUCAUGUGAAGUGUUUGGAACUGCCACUCCCAGGCGCUAUGUGUCAUUCCUGCAUACAUACAUGCAAGUCUACAACAACAAGAAAAAUGUCAUCGCAGAGAGGCAACAUCAUGUUCAGGCUGGUGUCUCAAAGCUUAACGAGGCAAAAUCCAUGGUGGAUGACUUAAAGCACAAAGCAGCCGAACAGAGUAAAUUGUUGGCAGAGAAAACAACAGAAGCUGAUGCUGCACUGAAGGAAAUAACAGAGAGAAUGUCUAAUGCCAGUGAACAGAAAACCGAGAUGGAACAAAUCAAGGCACAGGUGGCAGAGGAGAACAUUAAGCUGGAGCAGAGGAAGAAAGCCAUAGACAUUGAGCUCUCAGAGAUAGAGCCCCUGGUGAGGGAAGCCAAGGCCGCAGUGGGGAGCAUCAAGACAGAGCAGCUGUCUGAGAUAAGGGCUCUGAGAGCUCCCCCUGAUGUGAUUAGGGAUAUCUUGGAGGGAGUUCUUAAGUUGAUGGGAAUUAACGAUAUGUCUUGGAAUAGUAUGAAGAGUUUCCUUGCCAAGAGAGGUGUCAAGGAAGAAAUACAGCAGUUUGAUGCUAGGAAGAUCACACCAGAUUACAGGAAACUGGUGGAGGAAUUACUGGAUAAGAGGAAAGAAUCUUUUGACCCAAAGAAUGCCAAGAGAGCGUCUGCUGCUGCAGCUCCACUGGCCAGCUGGGUCCGAGCCAAUGUGAAGUUUUCUUACGUCCUGGAGAAAAUUGAGCCUUUGGAAACAGAACAAAGACACCUUCAAAAGAACCUUGAGAAAGCCGAAGCCAAGCUGGCCAAGCUGCAGAAGGCACUGAGUGAAGUGGACCAGGAGGUAGAACGGUUGCGAAACAGGUUUGAGAAGUUCACGCGAGAGGCAGAACACCUCAAGAUAGAGCUGGAGAAAGAAGAGAAAACGAUUGAGGAUGCUGAAAACUUGGUGGGAAAACUAGAUGGAGAGUAUAGGAGAUGGAAUGAUCAGGUUGGUGAGUUGACAGCAGAAUUGGGUGAGCUGCCAAUGCGUGCCCUGCUGGCAUCUGCUUUCAUCAGUUACCUGUCAGCUGAGCCAGAGGAUGUACGCAGGAAUAUGCUUCAACAGUGGAUGGACAUGGCAGGAGUAAAAGGUUUUGACAUGCGUCGCUUCUUAAGCACAGAGAGUGAGCAGCUGAUCUGGAAGGGUGAGGGUCUCCCUUCAGAUGACCUGUCCAUGGAAAACGCUCUGGUCAUUCUUCAGAGUUCCUUACGUCCGUUCCUGGUGGACCCGUCGUCGCGUGCUACGGAGUGGCUCAAGGUUCAUCUGAAGGAACAUAAGCUGGAAGUUGUCAACCAACAG